GCGGUUAUCUACAGGAUUAUACAAGCGCGCGGCAGAUGUCGCAGUUCCCCACUUUCUCCGGGGUCGUGGAUACACGAAGCUUGAGAAAAAUACAGCCACAGCGGGACGUUGGGAGGGGUAUGAAAAAUAACGCCAAGUGCGGACAGCAGAUUCCGGGCCACGCGCUAGCACGUCCUACUCCUUUCUUCUUUAUAAGUGAUUUGUGCCUUCUUUUGUAGAACCAUAGUUAUCUCUUUCACUUCGUUUAUUUAACUUCACAAUGAGCACUGACACUAGACCAUUGCCGUUUGUUUACCAAUUCAUCUCCGGUGCCAUCGCCGGUGUCU
Messenger RNA from Babjeviella inositovora NRRL Y-12698, 326 nucleotides. RefSeq lists its product as uncharacterized. The transcript has a single exon. The record is from RefSeq and is a predicted model, not a curated record. Bases 36 to 218 code for a protein of 60 amino acids. NCBI's taxonomy places the organism in Eukaryota, Fungi, Ascomycota, Pichiomycetes, Serinales.